UAUUAAUACCGUUUUUGUUAUUACAUUAAUCGACAGUUUCAUUUUUUACGCGUUGCGCGUCGCAUAGGGUAGUAUACCGUUUACCGCACCCGCAAGAAGCCGAAAGCACGACGCACCGCGGCACGCUUGAAGAACGCGCGAAAGCCAGAUCCGUUGACUGUUUGACGCAUUGCAGGUAGAAGUCGACCAAUAGCGAGCGUCGAUCGUACGAGUAGACGUUGUAAACAAGCCGCACCCGACGUUUAAACAUGACAUAUAGUUCGCGGUGAUAACUAGAUCCGUAAAAUAACUUUCUUUAAUUCAAUAAAAUUUGCUUAUAUUGGACCGAUUUGAAAAUUUGGAAAUUGUAUAAAUUUUUUUGUAAUAAGGUAUAUUAUUCGAUUGGUUUAUUAGAGUGGAAAUACGGUCGUUUCGGCGUAGGAAUAUUUCCACCGGUUAGUGUCGUAGCCGCACUAUUGCGCUUUGGUGGUUUCGCAGCAGUUAACCCCUCUCCUCACCAACGUCGAUCCUAAACAAAACGAGAAGACAGUUGGCUGGUGCACUUUGACGAGAGGCGUUGUUUGUUACUACGUUGUGUCGACAUUUUUCUGUUUAGUGUACCAAUUAAUCUUUAAAUAUUACCAUGGCUGACCAACUCACCGAAGAACAAAUUGCCGAAUUCAAAGAAGCAUUCUCACUGUUCGAUAAAGACGGCGAUGGUACAAUUACUACUAAAGAAUUAGGUACUGUAAUGAGAUCUCUAGGACAAAAUCCAACUGAAGCCGAAUUACAGGAUAUGAUUAAUGAAGUAGAUGCUGAUGGUAACGGUACGAUCGAUUUCCCAGAAUUUUUAACGAUGAUGGCGCGUAAAAUGAAAGACACCGACAGUGAAGAAGAAAUUCGUGAAGCAUUCCGAGUAUUCGAUAAGGACGGUAACGGUUUUAUUUCCGCAGCAGAAUUGCGUCACGUCAUGACCAAUUUGGGUGAAAAAUUGACGGACGAAGAAGUCGACGAAAUGAUCAGGGAGGCCGACAUCGACGGUGACGGUCAAGUCAAUUACGAAGAGUUCGUCACCAUGAUGACUUCAAAAUGAAGAAAUCACGUGUCGCAUUUUCAGCUUUCCAUUGUUUCAUCCCGGCUCAUUGUCUACAUUUUUCAACACCUCGAACUUUUUUGCUUUGUGGCCGGGCCCACUAAAGUGAAUAACUUAACCGUUAUUUCAUUUACAAGACAAAUUUAAUUAAUAAAUAUAUUUAUAAAUUAAUAUUA
Messenger RNA from Diorhabda sublineata, 1248 nucleotides. Its product is annotated as calmodulin. Lineage: Eukaryota; Metazoa; Arthropoda; Insecta; Coleoptera; Chrysomelidae. Gene Ontology annotation, molecular function: enzyme regulator activity; calcium ion binding. The coding region runs from base 623 to 1072 and encodes 149 amino acids. The record is from RefSeq and is a predicted model, not a curated record. The transcript is spliced from 4 exons.